This is a messenger RNA of Pleurotus ostreatus (oyster mushroom), 252 nucleotides long. RefSeq lists its product as uncharacterized. Lineage: Eukaryota; Fungi; Basidiomycota; Agaricomycetes; Agaricales; Pleurotaceae. Gene Ontology annotation, biological process: mitochondrial respiratory chain complex IV assembly. The record is from RefSeq and is a predicted model, not a curated record. The transcript is spliced from 2 exons. Gene Ontology annotation, cellular component: mitochondrion. Bases 1 to 252 code for a protein of 83 amino acids.
AUGUCGCGAACGGCUAAAGCGACGUUAGGAGCCUCUGUCUGCUUCACGUCCUUAAUAAUAUGGGCGGUUCACUACCAGCAGCAGCAGGAACACGAGAACAUGUAUAAAGGUGUCCUGCGUGACGAUGAACGUCGACUCGAAAAGAUGCGGAAGCGAGAGGAGGAUCUACAGGCCUCUCUCCAAAAGCGGGAGCUAUACGAGAAAUUGCAGCCUCUGCCAGCGAACGGAGAGCCCAACGCUGGGAGAUCGUAA